AUGGCCAUGUUACGGAAAUCAACAUCUCUGGUUUCCACGUACUACAGUUGGGUUGGGCAACAAAACCCUCAAUUCUCUGUUGAAGCCCUUCAAAAUUUGACACUUUUAGAAACAUUUAAUGCAUCCAGUUUUGCACUUCCUGGCCCUAUUCCCCAAUGGUUUGGUUUUAAACUUGCAUCUACCUUACAAAUUUUUGAUCUUAGAUUCUGUUCAAUUACUGGUCAUAUUCCAUCAAAUUUUGGCUAUUUGAGUAAUUUAACUAUUAUAUACUUGUCCAAUAAUAAUCUUAUUACUGGGAUUGUGCCAUCGGGUUUGGGCCAAUUGUCGAGUGCGGUUCUUGAUAUUUCACGUAAUUCACUUGUCGGGUCAAUUCCG
Molecule: messenger RNA, 375 nt
Organism: Nicotiana tabacum (common tobacco)
Lineage: Eukaryota; Viridiplantae; Streptophyta; Magnoliopsida; Solanales; Solanaceae
Source: RefSeq, a predicted model, not a curated record